AUGGACAUCAAUCGCACGGGGGCUGACCCCAAACCAUUAGUUAUCAUGAUGUCCAUUCCCACUUAUGGACACACCUUGCCACUCUUGAAAAUAUGCUCGCAUCUCACAGCGCGUGGCUACCCGGUCUUCUUCAUUGGCGGCAUUCAGCACCAGGCUCAGAUACAGCGUGCAGGCGCAGAAUUUAUCGAGCAUCCUAUCUGGGGCAUCACAGAAGAUUUCAAAGCGGAACGAGACAAAAUCACCAAUAUCUUCAAACGCAACACGUUCGAGGCUGAACAGGUUUACGUUGGGAGCAUGCCACAACGUCAUCAAACGCUUCGCCUUACUCUUGAACGAGUCCGUAGAGACUAUCCCGAGAAAGAAGCCGUCAUUGUGCAUGAAUGCAUAUCGGCGUUCGCAACGCUUCCGUUCUUUUACGGUGCGCCGUUGCCCGUAGGCUACAGCAAACUACCCAAAGUCAUCAAUAUCCCCAUCUAUCCGAUGUUUGUGUGGAGCAUCGACACACCUCCGUUUGGACCUGGUUUGCCACCUACAACAACGUUCUUUGGGCGGAUGAUCAAUUUGAUACUCUAUUAUGUUAUCAUCAACCUACCGAUGUACCGUCAGAUUAUGAGGCGCGUUAACGAUGAGAUGAAAGCACUUGGCGCCACCAAGAAAGUCACUGAGUGGCUUCCUGACGUGGUUACGACAACUGCACAUGAGGUGUUGAUGGUUUGUAGUCCCAGUAUGGAUUACCCGAGGUCUGACCUCAGCCCAAAGAUUCGAUUCGUGGGUUGCUUGCCAAACAACGAUUUUACCACGUCGUUUCGUCCAAGAAUUCAGCCUCCUGAAUGGUGGCCCAUUAUUGAGGAAAACGCAAAACUUCCGUUGCAGCUGAAAAAGCAUGUAGUGAUGGUCACACAGGGGACUCUAUCCAUCGACUACAACGACCUUUUGAUUCCACUCAUGCGGGCACUCUCUGACCGACCCGACAUCUUGGUCGUUGCGCUACUGGGGGGUCAUGACAAGAAACUGACUCAAGGUUUUCACGUACCCUCUAACGCAUAUGUAGCGCAAUACUUGCCAUAUGAGCUGAUACUCCCAUUGAGCGAGAUAUCCGUACAAAACGGAGGAUACGGUGGUUGGACUCAGGCUGUUAUGUAUGGGGUCCCGACUGUUCUUGCAGGAGCAACGGAGGAAAAGCGAGAGAAUGUGAUGAGAGGCCAAUGGACAGGGACUGCUGUCGGAAUUAAGAAAAGGCGGCCUUCGGUCAAAGAACUCCAAGACGCAGUUGACACUAUAUUGAAGAAUUAUGGGCUGUACAAGCAGAAAGUGUUGGAACUUAAGGCUGAAAAUGAACGUCUGGACGCCUUAGCCCAGAUUGAACAGGCUGUAAUGACAUCACUCUAG
Messenger RNA from Colletotrichum truncatum, 1389 nucleotides. RefSeq lists its product as uncharacterized. Gene Ontology annotation, molecular function: UDP-glycosyltransferase activity. NCBI's taxonomy places the organism in Eukaryota, Fungi, Ascomycota, Sordariomycetes, Glomerellales, Glomerellaceae. The record is from RefSeq and is a predicted model, not a curated record.